AUGAGCCUUGUUGAAAUUAAGCAAUAUGGAAACAGAUAUUUAGUAUUUAAUGUAAAAGAUGUCGAAAGAUUAAGAAAAGAGUUUAGAAUUGUCGGUGCUCUAUGCGGCACAUUACCAGGAUUCCCUCAACAAAACACCUUUUAUGGUCUUCCGCUAUCUUUGUCUCUAGAAGAAGUCAAAAUGGUAAUAGAUCUAAAAGUAGCAAAAGUGACAAAUGCUUUAUCCCCACUCCCUAGCAUCAAUAACAGUCUAUUUCGCUAUUUUUGGUCUUUGGAUUAUUAUGUGACAAGCGGUUAUAAGUUUGGUGGUGAUUAUCUGUUGUAUCCACAAGAUCCAACGUGUUGUCAUAGCCAAUUUAUUGUCUCUGUCAUGCACUUUGAUCAGAAUAUAACGACAAAAGAUGUUGUACAGAUGGGAAGACUGGCAACCAAUGUGAAAAAGAAGUUCGUUUUGGCUGGUUUCAAAAAUGAAACAGAGGAUAAAGUAGCUGUGUUCUCACUGUCAUGGGCAGGGUUUUAG
Messenger RNA from Rhizopus microsporus ATCC 52813, 519 nucleotides. Its product is annotated as tRNA-intron endonuclease catalytic domain-like protein. The record is from RefSeq and is a predicted model, not a curated record. Gene Ontology annotation, biological process: tRNA-type intron splice site recognition and cleavage; tRNA splicing, via endonucleolytic cleavage and ligation. Lineage: Eukaryota; Fungi; Mucoromycota; Mucoromycetes; Mucorales; Rhizopodaceae. Gene Ontology annotation, molecular function: nucleic acid binding; tRNA-intron lyase activity. The coding region runs from base 1 to 519 and encodes 172 amino acids. The transcript has 3 exons.